CAUAAAUGCAGCUCUCCGACUAGAAUUGUGUUCUAACACGCCUAAGGCUCACAAUCACGACUCUCUUUUCUCCCCAGCUUUCCUCUCCGCCCGGGCUUGUGCUGCGCACCAAAUGUCUUUUGAUCUCAACACGAAAGAGCUGUCUUUUCUUUGGUGUGCGUUCGGGUUAAUGAGCAGGGGGAGACUGUGGUGUUCACAAAGCAUCUUGUUUAGGCAUUGGACUUGACAGUUAAUUCUCUCGGGUCCCUUUUUGUGUAUUUUUUUUAGUUGUUGCCUCUGAUCUAUUCUUGGAGUUAUUAUUUUUUAUUUUAUUGUUGGAAUAAUAUCCACUGCUUGUGGUUAUACCAUCCAUCAAAAUUCAAAGAUCAUUUGAUAGUUGGACGCUGUUUAGUAUUUCUUCAUGGGUAAAAUGUCACUGCCGCCUGGGUUUCGGUUUUACCCUACUGAUGUUGAGCUUAUUAAGUAUUAUCUGAAGAGGAAAGUAAUGGGUAAGAAGAUUUGUUUUGAGAGCAUUGCUGAGCUUGACAUAUACAAGCAUGCUCCUUGGGAUCUACCAGAUAAGUCUUGUUUGAGGACUGGGGAUCUUAAAUGGUACUUCUUUUGCCCAGUGGAGAAGAAAUAUAGAAGGGGGGCUAGGUCUAAUCGUGCCACUGAAUCUGGCUAUUGGAAAACCACAGGAAAGGACAGGCCGGUUCUUUACUAUCAGGAAGUUGCAGGGAUGAUUAAAACUUUGGUUUUCCACACUGGUAAAGCUCCAAAGGGUGAGCGGACUGAUUGGGUGAUGCAUGAAUACAAACUUGAAGACAAGGAUCUGGCUGAGAAAGGGGUUGCUCAGGAUACAUAUGUGCUUUGUGUUAUUUUCAAGAAGGAUGGUCCAGGCCCAAGAAAUGGCGCCCAAUAUGGAGCACCAUUCAGAGAGGAAGACUGGAUUGAUGAUGAAUGUGAUUCUGAUCAUGUUGUCUACUCUGCUGCCCUGCCUACACCAGCCUAUGUUGAUCCUAUUCAUCUAGUUGGUUCUGUUGCAACUACCUCUUCUGUCCCUAAAGGCCUUCUGUCUACACCAGCCUCUGUAGAUGCUGUUGAUCAAGUUUCUUCUCUUGUUACUUCCCUUUCUGCACCUGAGAAUCUUCUGUCUACACCAGCCAAUGUUGAUCCUAUGCAUCUAGUUGAUUCUGUUACAACAACCUCUUCUGUCCCUAAGAACCUCCUGCCUGCAACAACCUCUGUUGAUGUUGUUCAUCAAGUUGGUUCUUUUGUUACUUCCCCUUCUGCACCUGAGAAUCUUCUGUCUACACCUGCCAAUGUUGGUCCUAUGCAUCUAGUUGGUUCUGUUACAACAACCUCUUCUGUCCCUCAGAACCUCCUGUCUACACCAACCUCUAUCGAUGAUGUUUAUCAAGUUGGUUCUUUUGUUACUUCCCCUUCUGCACCUGAGAAUCUUCUGUCUGCACCAGCUUCUGCAGAUCCUAUUGAUCAAGUUGAUUAUACUGCUUCCACUUCAUGUGUGCCCAAGAACCCCUUUCUGGAGUUACCAUCAGCAUAUAAGGUGUCUCCAGCGGCUCCUACUGUUAACAAUGCUCUCAUGUCUAUGGAGGAUACUUGGAUUCCGGGUGACAAUAUGGAAGCACUGUUGGCAAUGCUCUCAGAAGAUUUCUCCUUGGAGCCAAUGGUUCAUGGUCCAUUCAAUCAUGUUGAAGCCAGUUCUUCUCCUGGCCUGUCUAUCCCUGUGAAUCAUGUCAAUUAUGUUGCUUCUAGCCCAUAUGCUGCUGAGAACCCUGUAUCAACAGCUGAUAUUCUUUGUCCAUCGGCUUCCAAUGUGCCUUCUAUGGAUCCUGGUGCUAAUAAUGGUUCUACAUUGAUGAAUGUUCCUAGUCCUCUGGCUUCAGCUGAUGAUGAUAUGGAGUCAUUGUUGGCAAAUUUUUAUGAGGAUGGCACUUUCAGUUGCGUGCCAUAUCCUUUUAUGAUGUAAUGUGAUGUGGACUUGUUUUAGUUUCUGGACCUUUUCUUGAGGUUUAUUUCUAUUAUUAUCUGAAGAAUCACUUUGAUUCUAAACCGCUGAAGAAUUUCAAACUGUAUCUUUUGUUUAAUAGCAUUUCUUUGAUAAAAUUGCAUUUGUGUU
Molecule: messenger RNA, 2119 nt
Organism: Rubroshorea leprosula
Lineage: Eukaryota; Viridiplantae; Streptophyta; Magnoliopsida; Malvales; Dipterocarpaceae
Source: the annotation of a GenBank genome assembly